This is a messenger RNA of Musa acuminata AAA Group (dessert banana), 1838 nucleotides long. Its product is annotated as probable xyloglucan galactosyltransferase GT19. The transcript has a single exon. NCBI's taxonomy places the organism in Eukaryota, Viridiplantae, Streptophyta, Magnoliopsida, Zingiberales, Musaceae. Gene Ontology annotation, molecular function: glycosyltransferase activity. Bases 292 to 1704 code for a protein of 470 amino acids. The record is from RefSeq and is a predicted model, not a curated record.
CCCAUCCCGAGUCGUUCUUAGUCAAAAAGGCCACUAUGUUCGACGCGGCAUCCGCAGACUCGUCUCCCGUUCUGCAGUCCACCGACGCGCCGUGACAGCCCACGCCAUGCCUCCUCCACUACCUUUGUUUGUUAUUUAGCUCUUCGGAAUCUUCGAUCAAACCUCCUUAAUUAGCGAUUUCUGUUUUCUGUUCUUCGUAGUUGCUGUUCCUUCCGGCCCCAGCCGCGUCAGGGCGAGUCUCCAUCCACCAUCACCUCGAUGGCUAUGGCGAUGCCGAUCGCUGGCUAAUUGAUGAACGCCCUCGAGAAGUCCGUCAUCGCCUGCCCCUCCAUGGCUCUUCCCUUCAUCUUUGCCUUCCUCUUCCUCCUCUCGGGGGAUUUCAGGGCGGCGGGGACAGCGGCCGAGUGCGAGGGCCGCUGGAUCUACAUCCGCGAGCUGCCGAGCAGGUUCAACACCGACCUUCUCGCUACUUGCGACGACUUCCCCCUCCUCUUCGAGCUCCGGGAGCAGCAAGAGAAGAGCCUCCUCCCCUUCAUCGCCAACCAUGGAUUGGGGCCUCGCACCCACAACCGCUCCCACUCCUGGUACCGCACCGAUCCCCUCUUCAUGGAGCUCCUUUUCCACCGCCGCAUGCUUGAGUACCCCUGCCUCGUCGCUGACCCUGCCGCCGCCGAUGCCGUCUUUGUCCCCUACUAUGCGGCCAUUGCGGCCCUCCCCUUCCUCUAUUCCCCCCACCAAUGGAACUCCUCCGCCCUCCAUGGCCGCGACCUCGCCGAUUGGCUCCGCCGCGACCGCCCGGCGAUCUGGUCUCGCCGCGCCGGCCAUGACCACUUCCUCGCCGUGGCCGGCGCCGCCUGGGACUUCGACAACGACCCUGCCCAAACCACGGUGUGGGGCACCGCCUUCCUCGGCCUCCCCGAGUGCUACAACCUCUCUGCUCUAACACUCGAGUCGCGUGCCUGGCCUCUUCAGGAGCACGCCGUCCCGCCCCCGACCUCCUUCCACCCCGCCACCCUCGGCCGCUUCAAUGCCUGGCUCGCCCGCGCGCGCCGCUCUCGUCGCCCCGCACUCAUGCUCUUCGCAGGCGGGGCUGCCUCCAGCAGCGGUCGGCCCAACAUCGCCUCGAGCAUCCGCGCCGAGUGUGAGCUCCGCCGCGACCUCUGCGACAUCGUCGACUGCUCCAGGGGCGCCUGCGCCCACGAUCCCGGUCGCUUCAUGCGCCCCAUGAUCCGGGCCCGGUUCUGCCUCCAUCCGCCGGGCGACACUCCGACGCGCCGGUCCACCUUCGACGGCAUCCUCGCCGGGUGCAUCCCGGUGUUCUUCGAGGAGGCGUCGGCAGCGAGGCAGUUCGGAUGGCACCUCCCACGCCGCCGGUACAGUGAAUUCUCCGUGCUAAUACCCAAGGAGGAGGUGGUAUUCAGGGGUCGGCGGAUCGCCGACGUGUUGGAAGCGAUACCCCGGGCGCGGGUGCGGCGGAUGAGGAAUGCGGUACUGGAGCUGGCGCCGGCCGUCAUGUACCGCCGGCACGGGAGCUCCACUGCGCUGCGGGCGCGGAAGGACGCGUUCGAUCUGGCCAUCGAGGGGGUCCUGCGGCGCAUCCGAAGGCGGGUGCAAGCGAUGGAGCAGGGGACGAACCCGCUCGUCCUGGUCGGUGAGGAUGAGGAAGAGCAGCAUCAGCAGCAUCUGCAGCCGUCUGAUAGCUGAUCGAACGGUCCAGAUACGUCUCUUUUCUAUAUUUUGGAAUUUUUGGUUUUUUGACCAAAACGAAUUGAAUUCGGAUUUCAACUACUUGAACAAAAAAGUGAUUUCUGAAUAGGAGUGAUUGAAACCAUUUUUUA